GCCAUAAACCCAAAAGAAACCCUACAUUAAGUGUAAGAAAAGAAAAGUAAUAGACACACACGAGAAUCAAAGAGCCGCAGGAAUAUUAAGACACAAACAUUUGUCUGCUCACCAAACCAAACCCAUCUUCUCCUGAGAGUCUAAAGUUUUUUUUGUCAUCCAACACAAGAAAUUCAUGCAAUAUUCUUCACCCACUUGCUAACUAACGACCUCUAUUUCUAUUAAUUUCUCUUCAUUCUUCCUUUCAAAGAUUAUCAUUCUCUUCUUUUGUUUUAUUUUGUCACAAUGAAUACCAAUUCUUCUUACAAUUUCACCUUCAAUAAUGUUUUAUUCUCUUCUUCUUCCUCCACCAGUGACCCUCUGGUUACACGGAGGUUGUUUCUCUUGAAAAAUGUUCAAGUUCUCGAGCUCUUAAUCGCUCUUUUCGCCUUUGUCGCCAUACAUUCCUUGCGUCAGAAGAAACACUACGGUCUUCCCGUGUGGCCGUUUCUUGGGAUGCUUCCUUCUCUAGCUUUUGCCCUCAAAGGAAACGUAUACGAGUGGCUAUCAGAUGUUCUCUGUCGUCAAAACGGUACGUUUCGUUUCAGAGGCCCCUGGUUAAGCAGCCUCAACAGCACUAUAACUUGCGACCUAAGAAACAUCGAGCAUCUCCUCAAGAACCGUUUCUCUGUCUUCCCUAAAGGCUCUUACUUCCGAGACAACCUUCGAGACCUCCUGGGAGACGGAAUCUUCAACGCCGAUGACGAGACUUGGCAGAGGCAGAGGAAAACCGCAAGCAUCGAGUUUCAUUCAGCCAAGUUCAGACAACUAACCACAAGCUCGUUGUAUGAGCUCGUGCACAAGAGGCUCUUGCCUGCUCUCGAAACUUCGGUUAAAACCUCUUCUCCUAUUGAUCUACAAGACGUGUUGCUGAGGCUAACGUUUGAUAACGUAUGCAUGAUUGCCUUUGGAGUCGAUCCAGGCUGUCUCGGUCCUGAUCAACCGGUUAUACCCUUUGCCAAAGCCUUUGAGGACGCGACAGAAGCUGCAGUUUGUAGAUUCGUCAUGCCUACUUGCGUGUGGAAGCUCAUGAGGUAUCUUAAUAUAGGAACAGAGAAGAUGCUGAAGGAGUCUAUAAAAGGUGUUGAUGAUUUUGCUGAUGAAGUUAUCAGGACGAGGAAGAAAGAACUAUCUCUUGAGGGUGAAACCACAAAGAGAUCGGAUCUGUUAACUGUGUUUAUGGGUCUGAGAGAUGAGAAGGGAGAUUGUUUUUCAGAUAAGUUUCUUCGUGAUAUAUGUGUGAACUUCAUACUUGCUGGGAGAGAUACUUCUUCUGUUGCUCUGAGUUGGUUCUCCUGGUUGCUAGAGAAGAAUCCAGAGGUGGAAGAGAAGAUCAUGUUGGAGAUGUGUAAGAUUUUGAGGCAGAGAGAUGAGGAUGGAAAUGCAGUGAAGAUAGAUUAUGCUCCUGUUUUCAGACCAGAAGAGAUCAAGAAGAUGGAUUAUCUACAAGCUGCUUUGUCUGAAGCUCUUAGAUUAUACCCUUCAGUUCCUGUUGAUCACAAAGAGGUCCAAGAAGAUGAUGUAUUUCCGGAUGGAACAGUAUUGAAGAGAGGAGAGAAAGUUAUAUACGCCAUCUACGCAAUGGGCCGUAUGGAAGCAAUUUGGGGAAAAGACUGUCGUGAGUUUAGGCCAGAGAGGUGGCUAAGAGACGGACGGUUUAUGAGUGAGUCGGCCUAUAAAUUCACUGCUUUCAACGGCGGUCCACGUCUUUGUUUAGGCAAAGAUUUUGCUUAUUAUCAGAUGAAAUCUACCGCUGCUGCAAUAGUUUACCGGUACAAGGUGAAAGUGGUGGAGGGUCACAAAGUGGAACCAAAGCUAGCUCUUACCAUGUACAUGAAACAUGGUUUGGCGGUGAAUUUGAUCAACAGGAGUGACUCCGAGGUUGAUCGGUACUAUGCCAAAUCUAUUGAUGAUUAAGAUGGUGAUCAUAAGAAGAUUGUUACUUAUUUUUGGAUCAUUCGAAGUUUUUCUGCUUUUCUAAAAUUUGGUUAGUCGAUGAUGUGUGUUGUUUAUAAUGGAUUCAUGGGGUUAAUAUGGUUGGUCAUAUUUAAACCUUUUUAUUGUUAGGGAAAACAGUUGGUGCAUGUGGCUUGUAAUAUCAUAAUAAGGUUUACUCCUAUGUAAACUGAAUGACUCUUUCUGUUUCAUUCA
Brassica oleracea var. oleracea is the source of this 2190-nucleotide messenger RNA. Its product is annotated as cytochrome P450 86B1. Lineage: Eukaryota; Viridiplantae; Streptophyta; Magnoliopsida; Brassicales; Brassicaceae. Bases 286 to 1956 code for a protein of 556 amino acids. Gene Ontology annotation, molecular function: oxidoreductase activity, acting on paired donors, with incorporation or reduction of molecular oxygen; iron ion binding; heme binding. The record is from RefSeq and is a predicted model, not a curated record. The transcript has 2 exons.